Messenger RNA from Rhododendron vialii, 1053 nucleotides. Its product is annotated as plant-specific TFIIB-related protein PTF2-like. The record is from RefSeq and is a predicted model, not a curated record. Bases 1 to 1053 code for a protein of 350 amino acids. Lineage: Eukaryota; Viridiplantae; Streptophyta; Magnoliopsida; Ericales; Ericaceae. The transcript has a single exon.
AUGGAGGUGGGGGAUAAGGUAGGUUGUGAUGUUCACGAGCUGGGUCGGAUGGUUAGUCGGGUUGUUCAGUUUAUGCGGUUGAAGUUGUCGGAGUUUGACAUCGUGGAUUCAUUUCAACGGGCAGUCCGGACUUGUUUUGAUAUGUUGGAUGAUGUUGAUAAGGUUGGGAGGAUGUUGAAGCAGGGGAUUUUCUUGGUCCAGUGUAUGGUGAAGUGGUACUUAACCACGGGGCAGAGACCGCUUCCGGUGGUCAUGGCUGUGUUGGUUUUCGUUGCUCAGUUGAAUGAAAUCGAUGUUCGGAUUGAGGAUGCGGCAAUGGAAUUACACGUGGCGGUUGUUAUGUGCAAACUGAGGUAUAAGGAGCUUUUAGAGAGUCUGGGGAAGGUUGCGCAAGUAUUGCCCUGGGAAAAAGAUAUUACAGUUAAGAACAUUGUUAAGAAUGCACAGUUUGUGUUGGAAUACAUGGAAUUGAAGUCAAUGUCUAAGCGUGGCGAGAAGAGGAAGGUUGUAGAUCAUGUUGGGUUUGAUAUGGAUGAUUUGGUUGGAAGCUGUUUGAGUGAAGAAGCAGAAUAUGAGCUUGAUAAUCAUGGCGUGGAAAAUGAUUCUCAGUAUUUCAAGGUGCAACAUAAGCAUUCUUCCCCGAGAGGGACUAGAGAUGAUUUGGAGACGCUCAAGAUAUCACACGAGUGCUUGUCAAUGAUGUAUUCAGAAUAUUCAAGCGAAGUUUCUAAUACUGAUUAUCUUGAAGAGGGUGGAUGUAAAAAUAGAAGGAAAAAAGGGAGAGGGUUCAAUCUUUUAGAUUGUAGGGAGUGGUGGAAAGGAAAGUCAGAAAUGAGCAGAAAGCUUUUGCUCAAGAAAAUACUGGAAAAAGACGUGGGAUUAGUUGCAAUGCCACCAUCUUUUGUUGUUGGAUGCUUGGCAUAUCAGAGGAGGAGAGAGAAGAUAAAGGCUGCUAAGCUGCGCAUUGAUAAGAUUAUGGGCCUGCAAAAUGGUGAUUCAGGUGACAAUGGUAACCUUUGCAUAUCGGACGGCGUGAAUGUUGGAAAGAAGUGA